Messenger RNA from Ostrea edulis (European flat oyster), 2744 nucleotides. RefSeq lists its product as uncharacterized. The record is from RefSeq and is a predicted model, not a curated record. Bases 133 to 1818 code for a protein of 561 amino acids. Gene Ontology annotation, biological process: positive regulation of DNA-templated transcription. NCBI's taxonomy places the organism in Eukaryota, Metazoa, Mollusca, Bivalvia, Ostreida, Ostreidae. The transcript is spliced from 3 exons. Gene Ontology annotation, cellular component: chromatin; nucleoplasm. Gene Ontology annotation, molecular function: zinc ion binding; ubiquitin-protein transferase activity.
CAGUUUUGACCACACAGAGUAUCCUUAAGUAGGGGGACUCAACAUUAAUCAAAAUCUGACUUCCUGUUUGGAUUGGACCAUCAACAAGUUACUGUAUAGAUUGUGUUCCUAAAGACCCAGACCCUCCACAUCAUGGACACACUAGGACUCAGCACUCAGCUAAAAGUACGACAAUGUUUUCAAUGUCAGGGGGACACUGAGUUUUACUGUAACACAUGUAAACGUGAUCUGUGUUUACAGUGUAAAGAGAAACAUGUCAUUGAUCUACAUACCAAACACCAUGAUGUUGUGAUUUACCGUGAGAAGUUUAACUACAUCCCCAGACAAGAGAUCUGUGUCAGACAUCCAGACAGGUUCUAUGAAAUGUUCUGUCAGUCGUGUGAACUUUCUGUCUGUUUCCGAUGUUUAGAGCACCGAAAACACCAAAUACUGGACAUUAGAACAGCCUAUCAAACAAAGCGACAACAACACCAAGAAAUCAUUGACACCAUCAGAAGUGAGACUCUCUAUAACUGUCGUGUUCUCCUGGCAGGAAUCCAAACUGAUAUCCAAACUUGUCCCCCACAAAUCUGUCACCGUCAAUCACAGAUGUCAACAAAAGCCCAGAGACUGAAGGAUCUGAUUGACACUGCGGUAUGUGAUGUUAAAACAAGAUACCGAGGUUUAUUGAUUGAUAGAAUACAACAUCAGAAGAGAAAAAUGAACAGACACCUCACCCACAUACAGAACUAUGAAGACAAAUAUGAACAAUCAGCAAACAGAGCAGUACAAUUCCUCUUGUUUAUAAAGACCAGUCGUGUCCCCCAGAUAAAGGACACCCCUAAUCUUCCACAACACCUGCUGCUGUCCCUGACUGAGGGAUUCAACAUGGAGGAUGUCAGUCAGUUAUUGAGGGGAAUCCCAGAAAUCCAAAUGACAACAGGAAAACGACAAGUAGGAAUAGACGAGUGUGUGAAACUGAUGUCCACACCUGUAUUACACACGUCUGUCUGUGUGACAGGUGUUAAUUGUGUGUUACACAUAUCUCGUGUGAUGUCAGACCGGGUCUGGGUCUCUGAUUAUGACAAUCUCAUCUUGACAGACACAACAGGAGACACUAUACACCAUGUGACAGAUAUAUCAUCAUGGUAUGGAGUACACACAGUGAACAGUUCUGGUGAACUGAUUUAUAUAGACAGUGAACGUAACAUCAACAAACUGUCUGUGAACAAUCAAACAGUCACCACACAGAUAGAGUAUACAUCACCAUGGCAACCAGUGUGUGUGUACUGCUCCCCGUCCACUGGAGAUCUGAUGGUCGGGAUGUGUAACUAUAAAACAGGCAAGGUAACCCGGUACAACAGUAGUGGUCAACACAUCCUGACCAUACAACACGACAACAAACGUCACACGAUGUAUAGUCGUCCUCAUUAUAUCACGGAGAACAAUAACGGUGAUAUUAUUGUGUCUGACUUGUUACGUGUAGUAGUGACAGAGCGCGGGGGGAGACAUCGAUUCUCCUACACAGGACCUCCAUCAGGAUCAUCACUAUUACCACGUGGAAUCUGUACAGACGCGCUGUCACACAUCCUGGUGUGUGAUCAUAACACCCACACAGUACAGAUGAUUGACAAGGACGGUCACUUCCUGUCUCUGUUACUGACACGACAACACAGGAUAAACAGACCACGCAGCCUGAACUAUGAUGAUAAAACUCACCUUCUCUGGGUCGGAUCAUGGUACACCAACACAGUGUCUGUAUAUAGAUAUCUACAGAGGAGGUACUCUCUGACUGAUAAUCCAGACAGAGACGAGCGGAUCACGGAAGCUUCAAGUUAGGAGAUUCAGGAAUCUGGAACAGAGCUGGGAAUCAGUGAAGAGUCCGAGUUUGAAGAAAACUGUGAGGAUCUGAACAUCUGAGGACAUUGCUGACUAUUUGAUAUUUAAACAGUAUUUUAUUAUGAUAAUUCAUGAUAGGAUUGGACAGCAGGCAUUGCCUAUAAGUCCUCUCCAUAGAAGGGCAUUGCUGAAUCAGGGAGCAGUUGAAAUAAUUGUGUAGAGGAAUUUGAUGAUGAUCAGAAAUCAGAGGAAUCUGAAGAGGACACUCCUGAAUCUGAUGAGGACACUCCUGAAUCCCGAUGUCCGUGGUGUCUCAACAUUUUCAAUUGUCAACAUUAAGUUGAAAUAAGUCAAUGCAUCCAUAGAUAUGUGUUGUGUGAUUUUGAAAGACGAGAAACCAAUGGACCAUAUUAUUUGUGUCAUCUUUGAUAUAUAAUGUUCCAAACCUCAUUCUGUCGUAACACUUGACAUAAACUUUUCAUUUGUGAGGAAUGUUUGGAAAAUGAGUAAACUGAUUCUGAUAGUGAGGAUGUUCCUGAAACAAACUCGAGGAUGAGCAGAAACAAUGAAAUAGGUGAAAGUAGCGAUGAUUAGGUUUUAGAGGAGACCCGCGAAAAUGAGGAUAAAUAAGAUGUGUUUGGUUAAUUACAUUGAAAUAAUACAGAACUGUCGCCAAGUAGACAAACGACUUUUUCAACUAAAUUUGUUGCCUUUCUUAGAAUUUCUGUCAUUUUUGAAGCUGAAAUUGUCAGUCACUAAAAUUACAAUCAUGUAUCCCCCAAAGUAUUUAUCUUCUAGAAUAUUACAGUUAUAUAUUGAUUAUAUAUUAAAUUGUGUAUACAUUUAGAUAUCUGGUUUGUAUAAUUGUUAUUAACAAUGCAUUGUUUGAAGAAUAUUAUAUCAAAAUAUAAUAUUGUCACGUAAAA